This is a messenger RNA of Fomitopsis serialis, 755 nucleotides long. RefSeq lists its product as uncharacterized. The transcript has 7 exons. Bases 92 to 568 code for a protein of 158 amino acids. NCBI's taxonomy places the organism in Eukaryota, Fungi, Basidiomycota, Agaricomycetes, Polyporales, Fomitopsidaceae. The record is from RefSeq and is a predicted model, not a curated record.
CAAGCUCUGACCUCGAUGUCAUUCCCGGGAUCUCCGCGUGCUUGCAGACGAAGCCGCUACCCAAGACCCUCCGAUCAAAAUCGCAUAUGAGAUGUGGGCUUGGGGCAUUCAUAUCAAUACUUGGGAGCAUACCUGGGAGGUGUGCAGGCGUAUCUCGGCACGUGCCUAUGCGGACCCUACCUCCCCGGACGGAAGGCUCUUGAUCUUCUACUUCCAGAUCUCGGAUGGAUCGCAUAAGCAUGGCGUCGACGCCCUCAAAGCGAGUGCCCAGAAGCAGGGCAUUGAUCCGCUCUAUGCGUGGUCGAACGCGUGGCGGCCGCUUCCCUUCCAAGACGAGAUUGAGGGUGAGAAGGGGGAAGAAGGCUACGGAGGCUAUUUGCCUGUGGUCGAUGUGUGCGAGGCUGUGGUCAAGACGGGAUGGAGAGGCCCAUGGUCCUUCGAGACAAUACACAGGUAUUUUACGAGAGAAUAUGUCGAGGAUGAUCCAGAUGUGCCGAGGAGGUGGACGAAGUCGGCUAAGACUAGCUACGAUAGGAUUGAGGAAGAGCUGAGGGAGAGGGGGCUCUAGAGCAUCGCAAUGGUACUUUCUCCACCAUGAAGACCCCCAAGUUGUGUACAUUCCCCGGAAUCGUAAGGUGUAGGCGUAAUACGAUGCGAUUCAAUGGUUGUGGUCGGUGGGUCACCUGGGCGCAACAGUGCCACUGAGCGUGCGCCUAAUUACAUAAGGUAGCCAGCCACACAGUUAAAGUAGUGAC